Messenger RNA from Prunus dulcis (almond), 1404 nucleotides. Its product is annotated as plant cysteine oxidase 2-like. Lineage: Eukaryota; Viridiplantae; Streptophyta; Magnoliopsida; Rosales; Rosaceae. Gene Ontology annotation, molecular function: oxidoreductase activity, acting on single donors with incorporation of molecular oxygen, incorporation of two atoms of oxygen. The record is from RefSeq and is a predicted model, not a curated record. The coding region runs from base 311 to 1174 and encodes 287 amino acids. The transcript has 5 exons.
CUCUCUCUCUCUCUCUCUCUCCUAACUGGAUCCUUAUAUAUAAUCCUAAAUCCUUCACUCUUUCCCACUGUUCUACAAGUAUAUCAUCGUCGUCCCACUUCUUCUUUGGCAUUUUAACAAACACCUGUUGAUCACUCAGAUCAGCCUGACAGACAGUUACCCGCAACAUAGAAGAAGAAGAACUUUGCUUGCUUGCUUGCGCAUUAUUCUUCAUUUCGAAUUCUGGGUCUUGAAGCAGAAAGUCUUUCGCGUCGUCGGUGCACUUGCUUUGUUUAUUUGGGUGCAAUUUUCCAAGUGAAGAUAUAUACAUAUGACAAUGGAGACUGCGAGGUUGGUGGAGCAGGGAAGAGAUCACAAGGUCGUUUCGCGUGUCGGGCACGCUAGCAAGGUUGGGUAUCAUGUGAGCAAGGCCAUAACGAAGAGAAAAUGCGGCAAGAAGAUCAAGCAUUCGGUGCCAUCAACGGUACUGCAACAGCUCUUUGUUUCGUGUAGACAAGUUUUCAAAGGCCCUGGAACUGUUCCUUCGCCUCAUGAUGUACACAAAUUGUGUAGCAUUCUUGAUAAGAUGAGACCAGAAGAUGUUGGGCUUAGUAGGGAUCUGCAGUUCUUCAAGCCUAAAACUGUGGUCCAAGGGACUCCUAGGGUCACAUAUACAACAAUAUACGAGUGCAGUAAUUUUUCGUUGUGCUGCCUUUUUAUUCCAGCAACUGGUGUUAUCCCACUCCAUAACCAUCCAGAAAUGACUGUUUUCAGUAAGCUUCUAUUAGGCAAGAUGCAUAUUAAAUCAUAUGAUUGGGUUGAUCCCGUCAAUUCAGAUGGCUCCACACCAGCCCCUCAAUUGAGACUGGCAAAGUUGAAAGCUGAUAGCGUCUUCACAUCCCCUUGCAAUACAUCUGUUCUAUAUCCAACAGAAGGUGGCAACAUCCAUGCCUUCACAGCCAUUACCCCAUGUGCUGUGCUGGAUGUGCUUGGACCUCCUUACUCUAAAGAAGAUGACCGGGACUGCUCAUAUUACAAAGAUCAUCCCUAUGCUGCUUAUUCAAAUGGAGAGGCAUCAGUAACUGAAGGGAAUGGUGAUUGUUAUGGGUGGUUGGAAGAGAUUGAAAUGCCUGAGAACUCAGAAAUGGAUAAAAUUCCGUACUUAGGACCACAAGUUACUGAGACGAGUUGCUAGGAUUGGAUGAAUGCCUUUCAGUAUUGAUUGUUCUCCACAUUCCUCUCUCUCUCUCUCUCUCUCUCUCUCUGCGCCUGGUACAGUGUUUGAAUUAAGAUAUGCUGGUUGUAGAGAGCUUCAUUUCAUUAUUUUGUUCUUUACUAUGUAACAUAGUUUUACAGAGUUUGAUAAAGACGUUAGGUGGAAUGUUGCCUUUCAGCCCAUGGUUUAUGAAUUGUUAUUUUGCUAAA